AUGCCAGACAUGCAAGCACAGCCUGCUGGCGUCAGUGACCCCGCCGUCGAGAACAAGAUCAUCAACGAAGAGUACAAGGUCUGGAAGAAGAACGCCGUCUUCCUCUACGAUGUCAUCUACAGCAGAGCCCUGGAAUGGCCCACCCUUACAACCCAGUGGCUGCCCGAUGUCCAGUCUCUGCCCGACAAGAACUUCUCCACCCACCGCCUCCUGAUUGGAACACACACUUCAGGCGCCACACAGGACUACCUCCAGAUUGCCACUGUCGACCUGCCCAACAAGCCCGCCGUCAACCCAAGUGACUACGAUGCAGAGAAGGAGGAGAUUGGCGGCCACGGUGCUGCCAAACAGCCCAUCUCUUUUAAUGUCAUUCAAAAGAUCAACCACCCCGGCGAGAUCAACAAGGCCCGCUACAUGCCACAAAAUCCCGACCUCAUCGCGACCAUGACCAUCCAGNGAGACGCUCUCGUUUUCGACCGCACAAAACACUCGUCCAUGCCAAAGACGAACCAGGUCGACGCCCAGAUUGAGUUGAAGGGUCACGAGAAGGAAGGCUUUGGUCUCGACUGGAACCCUCACUUUGAGGGUCAACUGGCUACUGGUAGCGAAGACCAGACUGUCCGCGUUUGGUAUGCUCGUCGCCUUUUGCUAUGA
This is a messenger RNA of Aureobasidium vineae, 654 nucleotides long. The record is from the annotation of a GenBank genome assembly. NCBI's taxonomy places the organism in Eukaryota, Fungi, Ascomycota, Dothideomycetes, Dothideales, Saccotheciaceae.